UGUCGAUUUGCAUGUUUUGAGGCGUGACGAACCCGCGCGGCCGCAACAAACGAAGAUCUUCACCGACAUCGUCGAAUUCAACGCAGGAUUCUCCAACUGAAUGGUGUUCAGCAUAUGAGUCGUCGAAGCCACGAACGGACAGCCGCGUGUUGCUCUGCCGUGUGUUGAUCUGCCGCCCGCUUCAGUCAGUGGCCUGGAUCUCUUCCUUGAUCAUCAUGCAAUUCAUCAAGGCGACCCCUGGGAUGCCCCUCCUCGCCCUUUUCUCUGCCCUGCUCUCGCAAUGGAGCCGCUUGGCCACUGCACACGAGGCGCUCGGCGGUGACAGGCCACCGAUUAUUUUCGUCCCCGGCUGGCCCCUGUCGAAUCUGCAGAUGGACGUCGUUCUGGAGACCACGCCGCCCGCACCAUCCACAGUCUCCCGUUCUGGGCGUCUGCGCGGCCUGAAGGACCUGUGGGACCUGCUGGGGAUUGACAGUGGCCCAGGCGACGAUGUUGACGUGCUACCGGCAAGGUGCAUCUCGCUACUCACGGCCAAUGAGAGGAUGACCUUUCAGUUCGUGUUCGAUCCCGUCGCCGGCAAUCCACUGCCCUCUGAGCUGCCGUGGGAGUGCGCUGCAGGUCUUUUGCGCCUCGCCGUUGACGAGCCAUCGCGGCACCUGAAGGAUGAGGCGGGCGGUGAGGUGUAUGUCAAUGUUUCGACGUCUAUCGUCAACUUCGGCUCGGUGACUUGUGCGCAUGUCUACAACGAGGAGCCAUACGUCGUGUGGCGGUUGAUUGAGGCUGGCUACGAGCCGGGCAAGGACCUAUUCGUGGCCUGCUAUGACUGGCUGAGGGCGCCGGGAGAUGCUGUGCUGACGACCAAGGGGGACACGCCUAAGCCAUGGGUGCAGCUGGUGAGCGCGAACACGCAUACAGGGAGACGGCUGCAUACGCAUGCCUUUCCUUUCGUUCAGAUGAAGGAGUUGGUCGAGCGGGCGGUGGCGACGAAUGGCAAUCGGAAGGCCGUCAUCAUUGGACACAGCUCCGGCGGCCCCUACAGCCACGCAUUCAUCAGCCACCUGCACCACCAGGCCUACCCUGUGCAGGACCUCAUUGAUCGAUAUGUCACCCUCGCCGCCUCGCCGGAAGGCAGUGGGGCUCUCUUCGUCGCCGCGCUCACCGGUGUCCUGGCUGACGCCUCCGUAGUCGACAAGACCCCAAUGGGCCCCAACCCUGCCAUCGCCAUGUCGAUGCGCUACUGGCCGUCCAUCUGGUACCAGCUGCCGAUUGCUCGCGCGUUUGGCGACCAGGUGCUGGUGAAGACGCCGCAGAGAGAGUACCUGGCCAAGGACAUGGAGGAUGUGCUCGAGAUUGACGACGAUGAGGCGAAGGAGCGGCUGGUGGACGUCUAUCGACACGCUGAGGUGGACACGCCCCCGCUGGUGCCGCUGAACUGCUGGUGAGGGGAAGGGAGAGAGAGGGGAGAAGGACACACAGAAGGCGUCACCUACGUGUGUGUCUUUGGGUGCAGGUACAGUGAGGGUUUGGAGACCAUCGUUGGUGCGGAGCUGUCCGACGAGAUAUCAAACGACUUCAACUACAACCUCACCAAAUUCAUCACAGUAAGCAGCCAGUUCACCCAUACACACCCAAGACACAACACAUGGCUGAUGGAUCGGCCCUCCCUGUGUUUCUUGUGAUUAGGUUGACGGCGAUUCCAGUCAGGAGUGGAUGACCAACGAGGGCUGCCAGAGGUGGACCGACGCCCAGUCCAAGGCCGGGAAGCUGUGCGACAUCCGCGCCUUCGCCAAGAUCCCCCACAUGCAGAUGGCAUCCAAUGCCACCGUCAUGAACGAGCUCAUGCAGAUCAUCCACGGCAUCGACCAGCACAACAGACUCGCCAGGCUCAAGCUGGAGGCCGACCAGAAGGAGGCAGCCAGCCUCUCGACCGACUCCAAGAGGCAACAGUUAUCGCUCGGGCUGGAGAGGGCCGCUGCUGCCGGUGGGGCGGCCACGAACGAGAGCAGCGUGACCACUGAGACGCAGGACGCGUCAUUACCGUCAGAGAACGACACUGUGGUCACAUCAGCAGGCAACAACAAGACGGCCAAGAACGCCACAGCGAGCAGCAGUAGCAGCGCCACUGUCGACGAGCUGUCGGAGGAGGACAAGGAAGAGCAGCUGGAGCGGCAGGAGCGGCCGUGGAUGCAGUUCGUCGCCGUGGCCAUCCUCGCCUGUGUGGGCAUAGGCCUCAUUCUCCUCCUCUUCUUCAUCUGCCAGUCCUGCACACUCAGCCGCGAGGCUCGCAUACGCGCCCAGAUGGGCGACGUCGACUACAGCGACCUUAUCGAUGACGCCCUGGACGGCAGCAAAGGCAACCCUGGCGGCUUCACGAGACUAAGGGAAGCGCCGGCCCCCGGGACGACACGGGAGAAUGGGUACAAGGCGGGCGGGGAGGUGCCCCGGCUGAGUGCGGCGAGCGGUACGACCCAUGAGGACGUCAGCGAGUUGACGCCGCUGACGAGCCAAAGGGAGGUGGAUGGGGAGGCCAGGGGCAGGAGGCAGCAGCAGCAGCAGACCGCAGCGCAGGAACAGGCUGAUGAUGACGACGACGUGAACCUGACGGUGUGAUGGCAUCAUCACUGGUGUGGGAGGCCGGGGUGCUUGUGGUGUGGUGUUCAUCUUGGUUGUUGAUUGAUUGAUUGAUUGAUGUGUGUGUGUGUGUAUGUGUGUCUGUGAGUGGAUGAGUGAGAGAGAGUGUGUCGGUUUAUCUAUCAUAUGCCUAUGGAUGGUGGGCCGUUUUGGUCGCUCACUGCUCGAGGGAGAAAGGAGGGCGGCAUUGGUAGUGUGUAAUUUGGUAAUUGGUAAUGAUUGAGUGAGUGAGCGGGCCGGGUCCACCGGAUGGCCGUAAUACAUGACAAGCGCGUACUUCAGCUGUGCGGGUGGCCGCGCAGCCGAAGCCUGUACUUGCCAUAGGCCACACCAUGGGCAGGCAGGUGGCACACGGCAGGACAGAAGCAAGGCCGAGAUGAUCUGACGUCACUUUGCGAGUGUUAGGUGUGCUUUAUCAAUGCCAUCUGCUGUAGCUCGCAAAUCACGAUGUGAGGAGAAUUUCUCCUCACGUUGUCUGUGGUGGGCUCCGCAAGCGCCACCAUCACGCCCACCUCAUCGCGAGCUCCCUAC
Vitrella brassicaformis is the source of this 3162-nucleotide messenger RNA. The record is from the annotation of a GenBank genome assembly. Lineage: Eukaryota; Vitrellaceae.